This is a messenger RNA of Mytilus trossulus (common blue mussel), 1734 nucleotides long. RefSeq lists its product as uncharacterized. Gene Ontology annotation, molecular function: zinc ion binding. Lineage: Eukaryota; Metazoa; Mollusca; Bivalvia; Mytilida; Mytilidae. The transcript has a single exon. Bases 1 to 1734 code for a protein of 577 amino acids. The record is from RefSeq and is a predicted model, not a curated record.
AUGGCAUCUCUCGCUGAAAUAGAAACGCCGAAUUUGGCAAAACCUUGUGAACUUUGCGAACAAGAAUCGAUAUUGCAGUUUAAGUGCAUAGAAUGUGAAAAAGUUAUUUGUGAUAGAUGUAAAGGAAUACACGCUAAAGUUCCGGUCUUAUCAAAUCACCUUAUUAUCAACAUUGUAAGACAGUUCGUACCGCAACACAUUCAGAAAAUACAGCUGUGUUCUAUGCCAUGUGACAACCAUGCCAAGAAGUUUCAUUGUCUGUUCUGUCGAACUUGCAACAAACUUGUAUGUCCGGACUGUGUUUCUAGUGUCCAUAUGAAGCACGAAUUCGAACCAUUGGAAAAAGCUUGUGGGAAUAAACUUAGCGAACUCUCAUCAUUUGACUCAUUUAUGGAAGAAAAAGUUCAUAAAUUGAGAAAAAUUAAUGAAAAUCUCAAGAAGAAGAAAGAAACAUGGGAAUGCGAGAUAGAACAAGUUAAAAGUUAUAUUGAUGAAAAUGAACGUGAAAUAAAGGAGGCAAUCACUAAGUAUGCGGAAGAACUGCGUGAAAAUGUAGAACAGAAAAGAAAAACCAGAAACCAGGAAUUCGAUGGGAGGGAGCAAAAAAACUGUGAACAAGAAGCCCUUUUUACUGAUUUCAGAGGAAGGAUAAAGAAAGCAUUAGAAUCAGACCAAGGGUAUGACAUUUUCAAUACGGUUUCUGAAAAAGAUAAGCUGAAUACACUUAUUGAUAAUACCAAGAUGGCAACAGAGAUUAUUGACCUUCCUAAACCAAAGUUAUCCCCCAAGAGAAUGGCUGUUAUAUUUGGACAGAUCAAUCAUUUUUCGGUUCCAGCCUAUGUAGCCGUUAAACAUGAGUGUAACUACACUAUCAAUGUACAAGGUAUAGAUAAAAUGGGGAUGUGUACCGAUGGAAGUUAUUGGGCGUCUGUAUAUAACAAUGACAAAGACGAUUCUUAUUUGAUUAAAAGUUCUCUUUCAAAAGUCAUAAAUUGGUGUAAAACUGUCGAAGUAAAUGUUUUCGAUUUGGCAUUAACAACAGAUGACACUGUCAUUGCCUCCCUCCAUAUGACCCCAGAGGUCAAACGCAUCGGAAAAAAUGGUAAAUUGGAAGAAUUCAUCAACGUUGCGCCUCUUAUUGCACGAGGAAUUCAUGUCAACAAAGAAAACGAGAUCAUACUGGGAGUUCGAGACAAUGGUGACCCUUUUCAAAUUACAGAAGAAAGUUGUCGAAAAAUUCUUGUAUUUGGAAUGGAUGGACAUCAAAAAGCAGCGUACGAAUUCGACAAAACAAAGACAAGACUAGUUACCAUUCCUAUAAGAAUAUGCACGGACGUAAAUGGUGAUAUAAUUGUCAUAGAUUCUCUGACGAAGGACACAAAAAGAGUGUUAUCGAUAGGAAGACGUGCAGGGGAAAUCAAGUGGACCUACGAAGGAGAAUUUGAUUUUAAACAACAAAAAUCUUUCGAUCCUAAUGAUAUAACAUCUACACAAACUGGAUACCUCGUAAUAUCUGAGGUUAUCUCCCAUAGAAUAUACAUACUGUCACUUGGUGGAGAUUUUCUUACCUUCUGUGAUUUGAGGACAAUGGGCGUUGUAUUACCCAGAGCAUUAGCUAUAGACUCUAAAGGAUGGUUAUGGGUGGGUUGUGCGAAUGACAGGAUGAACCAGGACUUUGCCAAAAAACACAAAUUUCCAAAUUUAACCUGUUUGAAAUUGGAAAUCUCUGACUGA